Molecule: messenger RNA, 3613 nt
Organism: Oncorhynchus masou masou (cherry salmon)
Lineage: Eukaryota; Metazoa; Chordata; Actinopteri; Salmoniformes; Salmonidae
Product: huntingtin-interacting protein 1-related protein-like
Biological process (GO): endocytosis; clathrin coat assembly; actin filament organization
Cellular component (GO): actin cortical patch; clathrin-coated vesicle
Molecular function (GO): clathrin-cargo adaptor activity; clathrin light chain binding; phosphatidylinositol-3,5-bisphosphate binding
Source: RefSeq, a predicted model, not a curated record
AACUACUGUGGUAUCCUCCGAAGACGACGAACCCCACGUAAAAAGAAACGUUACAUUCAUUUCGCUUUUUCCUCAUCUGGUUAAGUUCGCUCCCUCCAAAUGUCACUCGUAGACGUCUAACGCCUGGAACCGGUUGUUUGUGCAUUGCUUCUACCAAAAACUUGAAGGAGAUAAAUAGUUUCACUGGUUUUAUAACCGAACAUUUUCCUCUAGUGGGAAUUUGUUACAAACACUCCAUAUGUCGAAUAUCCUUUAAGAGUUUAACCGGCUUCCAAGACGCGAGGAUGAAUUCCAUACGACGGGUGCCUUCAAGGGUGAAAACCAAAAUGACCGAAACCAAUUUAGGUGCGGAAAGGGAUCAUUUUGACAAGAAGCAGCUCAGCAGCAUCAGCAAAGCCAUCAACUCCAAUGAGGCGCCUGUGAAAGAGAAACAUGCACGCCGGAUAAUUCUGGGGACCUACAGGGAGAAGGGGGCCUUUACCUUCUGGUCCUACGCCUUGGGCAUCCCCUUGUCCAGCAACGCCAUCGUCAGCUGGAAGUUCUGCCACGUGCUUCACAAAGUGCUGCGCGAUGGCCACCAUAAUAGCCUUCAGGACUGCAUGAGACAUCACGGUAACAUAGUUGAGAUGGGGCAACUAUGGGGCAACCUUCAUGACAGAUAUGGACAGCUGGUGGCUCUGUACUGUAAGCUCCUUUGCACAAAGAUGGAGUUUCACAUGAAGCAUUCUGAAAUCCGACCCAACCUAGAGGUGACAGAUGAGGUUCUAGAGCGUGUUGCAGGAACCGACGUCAAUAAUGUGUUCCAGCUCACAGUGAAAGUGUUUGAUUACCUGGAUGCAGAGUUGAGGCUAGCCGAGACAGUGAUCCGGCAGCUCAACACGUCCAUUGCCAUCUCUACGACGACGUCAGGCCAGUGUCGCCUGUCCCCCCUCAUCCAGGUCAUCCAGGACUGCAGUCACCUCUACCACUUCACCGUCAAGCUGCUUUUCAAACUGCAUGCCUGUCUCCCAGCAGACACCCUGCAAGGACACCGUGAUCGUUUUCAUGACCAGUUCCACAGCCUCAAGACCUUCUUCAACAAAGCCAGAGACAUGCAAUACUUCAAGAGACUCAUCCAGAUCCCCAAGCUGCCAGAGUCUCCUCCUAACUUCCUGCAUGCGGCUUCUCUGGCCAAGCAUGCAAGGCCAGUGGUGGUCAUCCCAAGUGAGGAUGAGCCCGAGCAGCAGGAGGAUGAUGAUGACGAUGAUGACCCUGAACCGCUUAUCAACGUCAGCGACGUCACCAUGCCCAGCAUGAUGGUGCCACAGUUUGACAAAUUUGAUCAGACAUUCAGACCUUCCAAUGACAGGGAUAUGCAGAUUGAGAACCUCCAGCAGGACUUGGAGAAGUUAAGGGCAGAUCUGGAAAGGGUCAAAGGAGAGGCCCAGCGCUACAUCACACAGCUCAAGUCCCAGAUUAACAGCCUUGAGACAGAGCUGGAAGAGCAGCGGGUGCAGAAACAGCGUGCCCUGGUGGAGAAUGAACAGCUGCGCAUGGAGCUGGAGGCCACUCGGCGCCGCAACGCUGAACACGAGAUCGUGCAGGCCACCUUCGGAGAGGCCGAGACGAGAGCCCAGGCCACAGAGCAGCGCUACACCAAGCUAAAGGAGAAGCACACGGAGCUGGUGUCCAGCCAUGCUGAACUGCUCAGGAAGAGUGCAGACACCGUGAAGAUUCUGUCGGCAACACAUCAGACCCAGGAGGAGGUGGAGAGGACCAAGCAGCAGCUGGCUUUCGAGGUGGAUCGCAUCAAACUGGACGCUGACAUGAAGCUUGAGGAGCAGAAGUUUGAGAUGAAGAAGCUUAAAAGGGAUUUUGAGGAAAAGCGGGCUGAGGUGGAACAUGUCAAAGGCACUCUGCAGCGCACUGAGAAGGUGGGGGAACAGCUGACCAGCUCUAUGUUGGAGCUGCAGGCGGAGAAAGAGAGCCUGAUGCGCUCUGUGAGUGAAAAAGAGGCCGAGCUGUCGUCCCUGAGCCAGGCUGCACAGCUGCAGCAGUCUUCUCUGCAGCAAGAGAGAGAUCGGAGCACCAGGGAGCUGGGAGAGCUGCAGGGCAAGCUGCAGGAGAAGUCAAGACGUGAGGUGCAGUUGCAGCAGAAGCUGCUGGAGGAGCAGUUCUCCCUGCUGCAGGGAACGGUCUCUGAGGCUGAGUACAUCAUUCAGGACGCUGUGGCCAAGCUGGACGACCCCCUGCAUAUCCGCUGCACCAGCUCCCCAGAUUACCUGGUCAGUCGCGCAGAGGCCACUUUGGGCUCCAUUGACAAAGUGAAAAAAGGUCACUCCGACUACCUGAUGAACAUGGGAGAUGCUGGUGGGCUACUGAGGGCCCUGACCAACUUCUCCCACCUGGCUGCUGACACCAUCAUCAACGGCAGUGCCACAGCACACUUGGCUCCCACUGACCACGCCGACCGUCUGACAGAGAAUUGCAGGGGCUGUGCCACUCAGAGUCUGCAGUUCCUGAAGGAUCUCAAGUCCAAGGCCUCCCUUCAGGCAGACCCGGCCUCCAUUCGCAUAGUGGUUGAAAAGAUCCUGAAGCUGGGGGAGGAGCUGCGACCUAAAGGCAUGGAUGUGCGACAGGAUGAGCUGGGAGAUCUGGUGGACAAGGAGAUGGCAGCCACAUCAGCAGCCAUUGAGAAGGCAGUGAGCAGAAUCGAUGAAAUGAUGAACCAGGCCCGAAUGGACACCUCAGGGGUCAAACUUGAGGUCAAUGAGAGAAUCCUCUACAGCUGCACAGAUCUGAUGAAGGCCAUCCACCUGUUGGUCCUGACAUCCACCGACCUACAGAAGGAGAUUGUUGAGGGCGGAAGGGGUGCAGCCACUAUUAAGGAAUUCUACGCCAGGAACUCCCGUUGGACUGAGGGACUCAUCUCUGCCUCCAAAGCUGUGGGAUGGGGAGCCACGCAGAUGGUUGAGUCUGCUGAUAAGGUGGUGCUGCACACUGGCAAAUAUGAGGAGCUCAUUGUCUGCUCCCACGAGAUCGCUGCCAGCACGGCACAGUUGGUCGCAUCCUCCAAGGUAAAAGCAGACCGCAACAGUACAAAACUGACAGCUCUCCAGCAGGCUUCUCGCCAUGUGAACGAGAUGGCAGCCAACGUGGUGGCCUCCACCAAGACAGGCCAGGAGCACCUGGAGGACAAGGAUACCAUGGACUUCUCUGGAAUGUCUCUCAUCAAGCUAAAAAUGGAGGAAAUGGAGUCACAGGUGAAGGUGUUGGAGUUGGAGAAUCAGCUGGGUAAUGAGCGUCUGCGCCUGGGAGAGCUCAGGAAGAAGCACUAUAAUAUUGCAGGUGUUCCGGCAGCAGACCUCCCGGAGGGCAACGGACUGGACCCCUCGCUUGCCCCUGUUGCACCCUCCUCACCCAAAUCCUCCAAGCCUAGUGUCAUGAGGAAACCCAACUUACCGCCUAAAAAUAUGUUUAGGUAGACAGCUAUACAAGCUAGAGAAGGACAUCGUCAUAGUGGAUGGUUGGGUUGAUCUGAGAGACAGCCAUCUUAUGACUUGGACACAGGGUCCUUUUGAGCUGCUUCCAACCGGACAAUCCUGUCCCAAACUCUCUGCCUAUUUCUUUUGCC